AUGCGAAACACAUUUGGAACUAAAGGCGCCAUAUUUGAGGAGGAAAAAAUUUGCACAAAUUACAAGUGUACAUCUCUCAAUAUCUCUUUUCUCGUCCUUUAUCUUUCUUACUCUCUUCAUAUCAUAUCUAUCUAUCUAUCUAUCUAUCUAUCUAUCUGGGAUGGUAUGCAUGAAGUUCUUCUAUCUGCUUGCCAUUCAAUGUUUAUUAUCUACACAACCACGCAACCACUAUGCAACCACGAGAAAACAUUCUUCUUCUUCUUCUUCUUCUUCUUCUUCUUGCCUUCAAUAUGUCCUAAGAAAGAAGCAAUUUACUUCUUUCAUUUCACUAUCCGCCUCUCUCUCUCUCUCUCUCUCUCUCUCUCUCUCUUUUCGCUUACUUCCUAUUUUAUCUUCAGUCGGCCUGUUAAUACCUAUCUAUCUAUCUAUCUAUCUAUCUAUCUAUCUAUCUAUCUAUCUAUCUUUAGUCUGUUAAUAUCUAUCUAUCUAUCUAUCUAUCUAUCUAUCUAUCUAUCUAUCUAUCUUUGUUAA
Acanthosepion pharaonis is the source of this 531-nucleotide messenger RNA. The record is from the annotation of a GenBank genome assembly. NCBI's taxonomy places the organism in Eukaryota, Metazoa, Mollusca, Cephalopoda, Sepiida, Sepiidae.